CAAGGGGAGGUUGGAUACAAAGCUGUACCAAGCAUAGCUGUUGUCAAAACAGAGAUUUGACUUAAAAGCAAACUCUUAAAUGUUGACUCAAGUGCCCUGUUGUAGUACAACAAACAUGCUGGCGAUUUCUACAUGGUAUAUAGUCUUUGGACUCAGUUUGGACUCAGGAACCCGGUAACCUCCAAUGCCACCAUAUUUCUGAGCUGCAACCUUCCAGGAUUGUCCAUAAAUACAAGGUGUCAAGUGCUCAGAGACAUGGCUAAGGUAAGAGAGGCUGAAAUACAACUGCCACUGAAUAAGACUAACAAGCUGAAGCGUCAUGACUGGGCCAAGAAAUACCUGAAGACAAUUUCUUAAAUGUUUUAUGGACAGAUGAAAUGAGUGACUCUAGAUGGACCAGAUGGGCAGGCCUGUGGUUGGAUCUCUAAUGGGCACAGAGUACCAGUUUGAGCGAGGCACCAGAAAGGUCGAGGAGGGGUACGGCUGUGGACUGGUAUCAUUAAUGAACUAGUUGGACCUUUUUGGAUUAACAUUGGACUGAAAAUCAACUCCCAAACCUAUUACCAGUUUCUAGAAGACACUUUCUUCAAGCAAUGGUACAGGAAGAAGUCAGUAGCGUUCAAGAAGGCCAUGAUCUCUAUGCAGGACAAUGCUUCAUCGCAUGCAUCAAGGUUGCUUGGCUAGCCUGCAAAGGCAUCAAAUGCCACUUUUCCACUGCAGGAACUUUCCCCAGAAACUAUGGACUUUUGGAGCCCAUCCCCAGUCCAGAUCCUACACUCGAUACUGCAGAAACGCAUGAUCUAGUAUUGAAGUCUCAGCUUAAUAAAGACAUUUUAAAGGGCAAAAAGGCCCCAGCUAUAGAGGAGCUUGCCAAGAUGUUCUACACCACAAAGCACCGCUGGUACCCGGUGGGACAAUAUCAUACAAGGCGCAAGAACCGAAAUCCACCCAAAGACAGAUAGCAGUGUUUGCUGUCUGAGAGUUAUAAAUGUGAUUGAUCCUAAUCUGCUCUUUGUGUGAACAAAUAAAACCAUUAUAAAUUAAUUGCAAGAAUGGUGUAACAUGGCAUUUGUUUCAGUGAAAUUAGUUUGUAUGAAGAAAUGUAUUGUAUUUAUUCGCUUUCCAAGCUACAAUAAAUACCCAGCUACAGCAUUGAAAA
This is a messenger RNA of Ictalurus furcatus (blue catfish), 1159 nucleotides long. RefSeq names its product mitochondrial ribosomal protein L42 (gene mrpl42). Lineage: Eukaryota; Metazoa; Chordata; Actinopteri; Siluriformes; Ictaluridae. The transcript is spliced from 3 exons. Bases 594 to 962 code for a protein of 122 amino acids. Gene Ontology annotation, cellular component: mitochondrial large ribosomal subunit. The record is from RefSeq and is a predicted model, not a curated record.